Iphiclides podalirius (scarce swallowtail) is the source of this 1875-nucleotide messenger RNA. The record is from the annotation of a GenBank genome assembly. NCBI's taxonomy places the organism in Eukaryota, Metazoa, Arthropoda, Insecta, Lepidoptera, Papilionidae.
AUGCCAGCAAUCGGAAUCGAUCUGGGAACAACGUAUUCGUGCGUCGGCGUGUGGCAGCACGGCAACGUGGAGAUCAUCGCCAACGACCAGGGCAACAGGACGACGCCUUCGUAUGUGGCAUUUACGGACACCGAGAGGCUCAUCGGAGAUGCGGCCAAGAACCAGGUGGCCCUCAACCCCAGCAACACGGUGUUCGACGCGAAGAGGCUUAUCGGGCGCAAGUUCGACGAUCCCAAGAUCCAAGCGGACAUGAAGCACUGGCCCUUCAAGUGCAUGGUGCUGACGAAGAUGAAGGAGACUGCGGAGGCAUAUCUGGGAAACACAGUGCGUGACGCCGUGAUCACCGUGCCAGCGUACUUCAACGACUCUCAGAGGCAGGCUACGAAGGACGCAGGUGCCAUCGCAGGGCUGAACGUGCUUCGCAUCAUCAACGAGCCCACGGCGGCCGCGCUGGCGUAUGGUCUGGACAAGAACCUCAAGGGCGAGCGCAACGUGCUGAUCUUCGACCUCGGCGGCGGCACCUUCGAUGUGUCGAUCCUGACCAUCGACGAGGGCUCCCUGUUCGAGGUGAAAGCGACUGCCGGCGACACGCACCUGGGAGGCGAGGACUUCGACAACCGACUGGUGAACCACCUCGCGGACGAGUUCCAGCGCAAGUACAAGAAGGACCUGCGCUCGAACCCGCGCGCCUUGCGACGCCUCCGCACCGCCGCCGAGCGCGCCAAGCGCACGCUCUCCUCCAGCACCGAGGCCACCCUGGAGAUCGACGCUCUCUACGAGGGCAUCGACUUCUACACGCGCGUCUCCCGCGCCCGCUUCGAGGAGCUCAACUCGGACCUGUUCCGCGGCACCCUGGAGCCAGUGGAGAAGGCGCUCAAGGACGCCAAGAUGGACAAGAGCCAGAUCCACGACGUGGUGCUGGUGGGCGGCUCCACGCGCAUCCCCAAGGUGCAGAGCCUGCUGCAGAACUUCUUCUGCGGCAAGAAGCUUAACCUGUCCAUAAACCCGGACGAGGCGGUGGCUUACGGCGCCGCCGUGCAAGCUGCCAUCCUAAGCGGAGAGUCUGACUCUAAGAUCCAGGACGUGCUGUUGGUGGACGUGGCGCCGCUGUCUCUCGGCAUCGAGACGGCCGGUGGUGUCAUGACCAAGAUCAUCGAACGCAACUCCAAGAUCCCGUGCAAGCAGUCGCAGACAUUCACCACUUACUCUGACAACCAACCAGCGGUCACUAUUCAGGUGUACGAGGGAGAGCGCGCAAUGACCAAGGACAACAACCUUCUGGGCACGUUUGACCUGACGGGCAUUCCACCGGCGCCGCGCGGCGUGCCCAAGAUCGACGUGACAUUCGACAUGGACGCCAACGGCAUCCUGAACGUGUCCGCCAAAGAGAACAGCACGGGCCGCAGCAAGAACAUCGUGAUCAAGAACGACCGGGGCCGGCUGUCACAGGCUGAGAUCGAUCGCAUGCUCGCUGAGGCAGAGCGAUAUAAAGAGGAGGACGAGAGGCAGCGGCAGCGUGUCACCGCCCGCAAUCAGCUCGAGACUUACGUGUUCGGCGUGAAACAGGCGGUGGACGAGGCAGGCGACAAGCUAAGUGAGAGUGACAAGAACACUGCUCGCCAACAUUGCGAAGACGCCCUUCGAUGGCUCGACAACAACACGCUGGCCGACCGCGAAGAGUACGAGCACCGGCUCAAGGAGCUGCAACGGGUCUGCUCGCCACUCAUGAGCAAGAUGCAUGGAGCAGCACAGGGCGGUAUGCCUGGUGGUAUGCCUGGUGGUAUGCCAGGCGGUAUGCCGGGAGGAAUGCCUGGUGGAAUGCCAGGUGGCAUGUACGGUGGCCCACGUGAUGGUCCCACAGUAGAGGAAGUAGAU